Messenger RNA from Anthonomus grandis grandis, 3891 nucleotides. RefSeq names its product protein BCL9 homolog (gene lgs). The transcript has 6 exons. Lineage: Eukaryota; Metazoa; Arthropoda; Insecta; Coleoptera; Curculionidae. The coding region runs from base 152 to 3715 and encodes 1187 amino acids. The record is from RefSeq and is a predicted model, not a curated record.
ACGCGUGUGGACAGUUUGGCAUUUUGUGAUGUGAGAUUUUUCAUAAAAGUUUUUAUUAUGGUCGUAAUAGAAAUAGCAAUAAGUGUAAAAAGUGGAUAUUUAGUGCGGUAAAUAUGGAAGAGGGACCUAGUUUGCGUAAUUCGUGACCGAGAUGAUUAAAGAAAAGCACGAGAAGGGCUCAGAUAGCGUGAAAGAAGAGUCCGUAAGCGCCAAUAAGGAGCCACUGCCAGGAACUAACAGCAUAGAAGUACAAAUAAAAAAAGAAGACGAUGUGGCGACCAAGAAGGAGCCCUCGGCUACGGCAGCGGUGCCGAUUACGAAAAACGGUGGUCUUGUGGGUUCCACAAACACAGGCUCUAUACAAACUACUCCUGAUCUCAAAACAGAAGCCCCUAGUGAAGAUCCUGUCACCACUGCAGUCUCAGAGACAGUGUCCCUUAAACAAGAAGAUAGUGUAGUAGGUAAUGAUCCCCUAGGCGAUCCUUUUGGUUUAGGAUUAGGCCCUCCUGGCCCACCUACAACUAGUUCAGGUCAUCCACCACAAUCCCAACCAGAAAGUGUACAGGCUUUAGGAAGUAAUGUGAUAAAUAAACAGUCUAGUUCAAUGGAAGUUCAGUACAUGCAACAACAAAGCCAAAUUUUUGUGUUUUCCACAGUGCUAGCCAACACAGGGGCUGAUGAAGUGUUGCAGGGACAUUAUUCUUCAAUUAUAGCAUACCAUUGUGCACAACCUGGAACUAAGAAGUAUCUAGAAAAGAAUCCACUAAAAGUAACCCAAUUUAAUAGGCAGCACCCAGUGCAAUGGCUGAAUAAUUUUGCUAUGAUGAAGAACAAAGGCUGUACAAGGAGUCCAAGCUUGGGUCCAAAAGCUCCUCCUAUAGAAAACUUCUUAGGGCCUGAAACACUUGAGGAUAUGGUUGGUCUAGGUGAUACUGAUGCACAUUGGGACCAGAAAAGCAACCAUCAGCUUGAAGGUUUGGAGGGAGCAGUCACUAAUGGUUUACCGGACAUGGGACCUGACAUGGAUUCUUGUAGCCCUUCUUUAUUAAAUGUUCAGCCCAAAUUACAGGGUGUUCAAGUGCCUGAUGAAAACCUAACCCCUCAGCAAAGACAGCAUAGGGAAGAACGACUUGCUAGUAUUCGAAAAAUGCAGCAGAUGUUGUUUCCUGAAAGUCAAACUGAAGGUGCUGCGGGGCAUCAAGAAGGAAUGUCGGGCAUUUCGCCCGGGGGCGCCGCGCCAUUAGGGCCCGGAUCUGGCGUUGCGCCCCCUGGUCAACCACCUGUUACAGCACAAAUGGAGUGGCAAAAACUUCAAAGUCAGUUUUUUGAUGAUCGAACAAAAAUUAAGCCUCAGCAACCCCCUCCAUCUACAGCAAGCAACCCCAGUUGCAGUGGUAGUGGUGGCCCUUUAGUUCCUGUUGGACCAGUUAGUGGGUCUGGUCAGCCACCUACUUCCCAAAGCACCCGGGCGGGUCCUAGUUUAGGACCGCGCCUUCAGGGUCCACCUCCACCAUAUCAUCAAACUCAGCGCUCUGCAAGCGUUCCCAUUGCGUUACAGAGUCCUAACCCCACAUCUCCCAAUAAUCCCACCUCAAAUUUAUCGCUCCCAUCACCUCGAACUUCUUCAGCUUUAAAUUCACCUGCGGAUCCUAACCGACCGUUUGGUCUUACCAGACAUAUGAGCACAGGACAAAGCCCUACUUCACAAGACUCCCCCUCAGCACCGCGUUUGAAUCAUAGUAAUCCCAGUACACCUUUAUCUUCCCAUUUAUCGCCAAGUGUAACGAGCAGUAGUACAGAACCUUCAUCAACUUCAACACAUCAAUCUUCAGUAGAUGGCAUGUUUGGACGAACACUCCAGUCAAUGGCACAGCAAAAACAACAAAUUAACACGUCGACGACCUCCUCGUGUUCAACUUUGUCCGCGACGGGAGCUGUAAAAGAGCCUAACCUAAUGCCCGUGCCGUCGCCGCAGCAGAUACAAUACCUCAAUACUUUUGAAGGCCAAGAAUUAAUUAUUCAGAAGCAGCCCAAUACAAGCCUUAAGGAUGGCAAUAUUAUUUCUCCACCUGUUUUAUCUACAAGCUUAGAUAGUGGGUUUCCCGGUAACACACCAGAUCUUCCACAUUCAAGGGUAUCAGGGCCCAAUACCCCCACCUCAAUGGACACUCGGUUUCCGCCAACACCUGGUGUUUCUACUGAGGGCUGCCGUUUUCAGAUACCUUCACCUCAUACACCCACGGCCACUUCAUCAUGUAGUGAAAAGCCUCCACAAAGGAUAUCUGGACCCACAACCGUGACACCUGGUAUGAGUCCGCAGACAGUACCGGGUCCAACAUCAGACCCUCUGAAGAACGACCUCUUCCCAACGCCUAGUCCUCACAUGAUGGAUAUGCCGAGGUUUCCCGGUCCAAACGCAUCUCCUGGAUCUCAAAAUAAAAUGGGUAGUGGGUUUGGAGUAAACGUUUCACCUCAAGGAAAGCCUAACUCUUUAGACUUACCAGGAUACUGUGCAGGUGGUCGAAAUGAUAAUAUACCAUUGAAUCCAAACUGUACAAGUUCCAUGGUCGGUAAUCUGAAGCAAUCUCACUUUGACCCAAUUUCGUCACUAGCGCAAAUGAGUCAGCAAUUGACAAAUAGCGCAGCAAGUAAUCUUAAUGGUCAGCCGGGUCAAGGCCCGGUUAUGAUGAGCUUUGGGUCUCCCUCAAUGCACAUGAUGGAUAUGAGUAGUUGUCAUGGAGGUAUGGGUGACAUGGACGGUGGAGGGAUGAUGGGAAUAAACGCAAUGCAAGGCCCUCCUCAUGGAUUUCACCCAGGGUCACCAAUGGGUCACAUGAGGUCCCAUUCUCCCAAGUUAUCCGGUGCUUUCCCCAAUCAUUUGCCCAUGCAAAGGAUGAUGGUUCGAGCGCCAGGUCCUGGGCCUAGCCCUUUUAAUGGAGCUAAUGUGCAAGUAAAGCCAAACGCGCCUAACACAAUACAAUACUUACCUGCUAAAGGGCAAGGAGGUGCAGCUCCCACGGGACCUCGAGGGCCCCCUAGUUUGGAUUUCCUUACUCGGUUAGCGUCACCUAUGAAUCCCAUGAUGGAUGCUUCCAAAAUGCAAUCUGGACCAGGACAGUACUUCCAAGGUGGUGGUCCGGGACCCAUGCAAGGGAGUCCCAUGGGUCAUAUGGGACAUAUGGAAGGUGGACCAGGAAUGGGACAGGAACCACCUAUGAUGGGACCCAUGGGAGUUCACAUGGGCAACGGAACCGGUAGUCCCAUGAUGGGAGGGUCCGGAGGUAUGGGAAUGGGUUCGGGAGGUCCCGGUCCUGGAAUGAUGCCUAUGAUGCGGGGAGGACCAGCCGGGAUGCGACCAAUGAUGAGAGUGCCGCAAAUGGGAUUUGGACCCGGUGGACCUGACGGAAUGUUCCCUGGAGGUCCAAUGGGACCAGGGCCAAAUAAUCCACAAAUGUUUGUCGCAGGACCUAAAGGUAGUCCGAUGGGAAUGGCGCCGGACGCCUCUCAGCCACUGCCUCCCUCGAUGGGUCAAGGUGGCGGCUUUAAAGGAGCGCCUUUCGUAGGACCCACUACCUCUGACCCCAAUUAUGCCCAGCAAUACCACAAUUUUCAACAACAGCUAUAUGCUACUAACACUCGUAGUCAAAUGGGCGGAGUCGCCCAAAAUAUGGGACCUGGUCCGGGACCUCCGCCGCACAUGCAGCAUUUGCCAUAAUAAACUAGAGAGUAUAGGAUAUUUUUAAUUUUAAGUGUUGGACUUGCUUUGUCCUUUUUUAUGACGGAGGUUUCACUAUUGCUCAUUAAUUUGUUUCUAUCCAUCUGUUAUUCGUUUUAUUGUACAUUUUAUGAGUAAGCAUUAAUUAAAAUAACAAUAAAAUUCUAUAUUAUAUA